This is a messenger RNA of Drechmeria coniospora, 3111 nucleotides long. Its product is annotated as eukaryotic translation initiation factor 2c. The coding region runs from base 1 to 3111 and encodes 1036 amino acids. Lineage: Eukaryota; Fungi; Ascomycota; Sordariomycetes; Hypocreales; Ophiocordycipitaceae. Gene Ontology annotation, molecular function: protein binding; RNA binding. The transcript is spliced from 3 exons. The record is from RefSeq and is a predicted model, not a curated record.
AUGGCGGUCGACAUGGAGUCCUCGCUCCGUGUCGUCUCCAUCCCCGUUGACACCGGCGCUUUGUUCUGGCGUCGGGUUGUUUUCGUCAACGGCCGCUCUGUUCCCGCGAAGCCUCAACAUGGUUUGCCUCGCAGCAUGUCUGAUCGAGGCCGCUUGCCCGCUCCGCCGGUGGGCGGAGGCUCCCCCGUCUCUCGACGACCGUCGACGUCGCCUCGCCGCUCGGUCAAUCCUGGCCAGGCCUCGGCCCCCGGUUGGUCCCCUGCCAUGGGCUACGAUCCGGCCAAAGCGGCGUCGAAGGGGGCCAAGGAAAACACUCGCGUAGAGCUGCCUCCGGAUGCCUACCUAAAGGACACGGCAAUGUCGAUGUUUACCCUCCGCAACAACAAGUUCAAUUCGGAGGGAAAACCCAUCAAGGUGGACGUCAAUCAGUACCGCAUGAAGUCGUUUGACUUCGCCAAGAAAGUGUAUCAAUACGAUAUCGCCAUCUCGCCAGACGUUGACAAGAAGGCGGCGGUUGUGCUUGGCAAGAUUUGGGCCCACGAGACAACAAAGCGAGCCCUUGCCAACUACAACUAUCCCAUGUGGAUCUUCGACGGCAGGAAGCUUGCCUGGGCUGCCGUCUUGGUCGACGGGGGUGAGCUUCGCUUCCGCGUCGACUUGGACGAAGGCAGGCGCCCUCCGGGUGCCGCUCGUCGCGAUGGCGCCUUGUUUCACGUUAAGAUUCGGCGCACGACCGAGGUCAACAUGGCCGCCCUCCAGCUCUACCUUCAGCAGAAGUGCUCCUUCGAUGCGGCGGUACAGGCGGCCAUGAACUUCAUCGACCACCUCGUUCGUCAGUUCCCUUCCCAGAACAUGGUAAUGAUCAAGAGAAACUUCUAUGAGGACGGCGAACGAGGCAUCACCCUCGCCGGCGCUGGCGGCACUAUUGUCGUCCACAAGGGAGUCUACGCCUCGGUCCGCCUCAGCCACAACCUCGCCCAGGGAGGCAUCGGCCUUGCGCUCAAUGCCGACGUGGCCAACACUUGCUUCUGGAUGGCGCCCGAGACGGUGGACAAGGUCAUGAUGCGGUUCCUCGCCGCUUGCGAUGCCUCUCGUUGGGGCCGAGCCAACCCGGCCGCGAUGGCUCGGGAGUUUUGGGCCGUAAAGCACCGCGGCGGCGCUUGGGAGUCAUCCGACGCCUUCAAGCAGCUCCGCAAGCUCCGCCGGCUGCGGUUCAAGAUCGACCACGCAGGCCGACAGGAUAAAGACAAGGUCUAUACAAUCAAAGACUUCGCCUUUGACCAGAAGUACGGCGAGGAAGGAGCGACGGCCAAGAAUGUCAAGUUCGACUAUGAGGGCAGCCCAACGUCGGUGGCCGACUAUUAUGCCCAGCGCUACAAAGUCUGGCUGAAGAACCCAAACCUGCCGCUCAUCGACGCCGGCAAGGCUGGCUUUAUUCCCAUGGAGUAUGCGGUGCUGCAGCCGAUGCAGCGGUACCCCUUGAAGCUUAACCCCGAACAGACGGCGGCUAUGAUCAAGGUGGCCGUGACGCGCCCAGACGUUCGCAAGGCCGACAUUGUAAAGCACGUCGCCAAGCUUCGGCAGCAGCAAGAUCCGUACCUCGCCGCGUACGGCGUCAGGUUCGACAUCGGCUUCACCCGGACGGACGCCCGCCUCAUCAACCCGCCUCGGGUCGACUUCGGACAGGGCAGCGCGGACCCCAAGUUCUCGGGUCGCUGGGACCUGCGCGGAAAGAAAUUUUUCACGCAGAACCAGGCUCCGCUCCAGAGCUGGGCGUUUGUGGCCAUGGACGCUUGCGUCGAAUUUCCGUCGCUCCAGCAGUUCGCCAGGACUUUUCGCGAAACGUUCCUCGGCCACGGCGGCAAGUGUCCGGCCGAGGCCCUGCUGCUCAACCUGCCCGCUGGCGUGAGACAUGACGCCGCUGACGCCGUGGCCUGGGCUCACGACCAGAUGGUGCAGCAACGCGGAUACCCGCAGCUGCUCUUCGUCGUCGUCGCCCACAAGAACAGCCCGCACUACGUGCGGCUCAAGAAGUCGGCCGACUGCCGGUUCGGCAUUCUGUCGCAGGUUGUCAACGGCGAGGCCGUGAGGCGAAACAGUGGCCAGUACCACUCGAACGUCUGCCUGAAGGUGAACGCGAAGCUCGGCGGCGCCACCUCACGCACCCUGCCCCCCUGGAAGAUGCAGAAGACGUACUUCCCGAAGGAACGGCCGACGAUGAUGGUCGGCGUCGACGUGUCGCAUGCCGUGCCUGGCGGCAACGCGCCCUCGACAGCCGCCAUGACGAUGAGCGUCGACCGCGACGCGACGCGGUACGCAGCCAUGGUAGAGAACAACGGAUACCGCCAGGAAAUUUUGCUGCCGGCCAACGUGCACUUCCUCUUCGGCCAGCUCGUGAAGCAUUGGCAGGUUGGGCACGACGGUCAGUUCCCCAGGCACGUCAUCUACUUUCGAGAUGGCGUCGCGGAAGGCCAGUUUGCCCAGGUGCUGGAUCAGGAGAUUUCGGAGAUAAAGGCCUUCCUCCGCAACGCCGCACCCAAGAGGGAGCUGCCCAAGUUCACCGUCGUCAUUGCCACGAAGCGACACCACAUCCGAUUGUUCCCGGAGCGUGGUGACAAGAAUGGAAAUGCUCUGCCCGGCACCGUCGUCGAGAGGGAGGUGACGCACCCGUUCAUGUGGGACUUUUACCUGUGCUCGCACGUGGCGAUCCAAGGAACCGCCCGCCCCGUUCACUAUCACGUCAUCCUCGACGAGAUGAAUGUGCCUGUCAACGACUUUCAAAGAAUGAUUUACCACCAGUGCUACUCGUACGCGCGAUCGACAACGCCCGUCUCCUUGCAUCCCGCCGUCUACUAUGCUCACCUCGCGGGCAACCGCGCACGCUGCCACGAGAACGUUGCCUCGAGCGAAGGCUUCCGCGUCGGCGCCAAGGGUCACGAAAUGAUUCGGGACAAGGUCGCCAAGGGUGUCACAAUCGGCAGCAUGCCUCGGCCAGGUGACGAGGCGCCUCCGUUGCUCAGCCUGGGUGGCAAGCCCGCCAGUGGCAAGGCCCCGGCCGAUGGAGAAGUGCGCCAGCGUGACUUCUUCCGCAGCACCAUGUGGUACAUCUAG